Messenger RNA from Papaver somniferum (opium poppy), 2568 nucleotides. Its product is annotated as subtilisin-like protease SBT1.4. Gene Ontology annotation, molecular function: serine-type endopeptidase activity. Gene Ontology annotation, biological process: proteolysis. The transcript has a single exon. NCBI's taxonomy places the organism in Eukaryota, Viridiplantae, Streptophyta, Magnoliopsida, Ranunculales, Papaveraceae. The coding region runs from base 1 to 2427 and encodes 808 amino acids. The record is from RefSeq and is a predicted model, not a curated record.
AUGUCUUUUGUUACUGAUUCUACUUACUUUCUCAUUCUUAUCAUCUUUCUAACAUCUCCAUUACUUUCUCUUGCAGCAUCUUAUAAUGAGGAAGAUAAUGAACAACUAAAGACGUUCAUUGUUUUCGUCUCCAAACCUGAUAAGCCAUCCGUCUUUGUAUCUCAUCAUGAGUGGUACCAUGCAACUCUAGCAUCUCUUCCCAUACCUGCUUCUUCAUCUUUUUCUUCUUCAUCUAAUAAUCAACAUCAUAAGCCUCAACAAAUCAUCUACACUUACGACCAUGCAAUGCAUGGCUUCGCUGCUCGACUCACGCUUUCUCAAGCGUCUCAUCUACGCAAUGUUCCCGGAAUAGUAUCUGUCCUCCCUGAGCAAAUUCACGAACUCCAUACCACACAUACUCCUCAGUUUCUUGGUCUUGACGAUAAAGUCGGGAUCUGGCCGGAUUCAGGUUACGGUGAUGAUGUCAUUAUCGGUGUUUUUGAUACCGGGAUAUGGCCGGAACGACGUAGUUUCCAUGAUAAGGGCUUAGGUCCAGUACCUAAAAGAUGGAAAGGUAUCUGUGACGUAGGACCUGACUUUCCAAAAGAAUCCUGCAACAAGAAGAUAAUAGGUGCUAGGGCAUUCCUCGAUGGAUGUCAAGCGUUUAUGCUUGGAAGUAAAAUGAAUAUGAGCUCUUCAGAAACAAUAUCAGCCAGAGAUACAGAGGGGCAUGGUACACAUUGUGCAUCAAUUGCAGCUGGGUCUGGUGUUUCUAAUGCUUCAUUUGGUCCAUACGCAGCUGGAGUAGCACAUGGAAUGGCACCUAGGGCAAGAAUUUCUGUUUACAAGGUCUGUUGGCCAGGCGUUGGAUGUGCUUGCUCAGAUAUACUUGCUGCAUUUGACAAGGCCAUUACAGAUGGAGUUGAUGUGAUUUCUUUGUCAGUCGGGGGGACAGCUGUUCCAUUCUACAAGGAUACGUUCAUGAUUGGAGCAUUUCACGCUAUGCAGAAAGGGAUUAUUGUUUUAGUCUCUGCAGGAAAUCGUGGACCUGAACAAAAGACUGUAGGGAAUGUCGCACCAUGGGUGCUGACAGUUGGAGCAUCGACACUUGACCGAGAAUUUCCUGCAAAUGUGAUUUUAGGAGAUAAAACUGUUCUUCCUGGUGUCUCAUUGUUUUAUGGCAAAAGUCGACUAACAGAAUCUAAUAUACUAGUUUACGGUGGUGACUGUGGUAGUGAAACCUGCGAAGAAGGGAAAUUAGAUGUCAACAGAGUUAAGGGAAAUAUUGUUGUUUGUGAGAGUGGUGGUCCAAGAGCUGCUCAAGGGAAUGCAGUGAAAUUAGCCGGUGGAAUUGGAGUAAUUCAAGUGGCACCCAAAGAAAAAGGUGAAGGAUUGACUUCUGUUCCACAUCUAAUUCCUGGGACUAUGAUUACUUAUAAGAGUGGUCGUAAGAUUCGAGAUUAUAUAAGGGCGACAAAUAAAGCACAAAAAUAUUAUCCAGUAGCUGUGAUAAAAUUUAAAGGAACAUCAAUUGGUUAUUCACCAUCGUCUCCAAAAAUUGCCGCAUUUUCUAGUCGUGGUCCGAAUCCAAUAACGCCAGAGAUUCUUAAACCCGAUAUUAUUGCUCCCGGUGUAAAUAUCUUGGCUGCUUGGACUGGAUCUGUUGGUCCAAGCAAGUCGAAAGCGGAUACGAGACGGGUCAAGUACAAUGUAAUGUCAGGUACUUCAAUGGCAUGCCCUCAUGUUAGUGGAAUCGCUGCCUUGCUUAAAAGUGCACAUCCUACAUGGUCUCCGGGUGCAAUUAAGUCUGCCAUAAUGACAACUGCUUACAAUGUGGAUAAUUCGCGAAAAGAUAUCACAAGGCUUGCUGAUGGAAAAUAUGCGAGAUGGUUCGAGCUUGGGUCAGGUCAUGUUGAUCCAAACAAAGCCCUUCACCCAGGUUUAGUAUACGAUGUGGAAACUGAAGACUAUGCACAAUUCCUGUGCUCCAUUAACUAUUCUUCAACAACGAUCUCAAAGAUAUUCGUCCAUGAAAAGGUUGAUUGCAGUCGGUCUCAGAUGGCCAGUCCAGGUGACCUGAACUAUCCUUCAUUCUCUGUUGUUUUCAAAUCGGGAACUAAUAAAGUGAAGUAUGAAAGAACGGUCAAGAAUGUUGGACCGUCAGCAGACGCAGUUUAUAAGGUUAAAAUAAACUCUCCACCGUCUGUUAAAAUUACUGUUUCACCACAGACGCUUGUUUUCAGUAAGAAAAAUCGAUUUUUGUCGUAUAAAAUUUCAUUUUCAAGUAAGUUAAAUGUCAUGGAAGUAACAGGCUCGGGUCGAGACAAACAUUGGAGUUUCGGGUCCAUCGAAUGGACGGACGGAGAGCACAACGUGAGGAGUCCCAUCGCGUUUAUCUGGGAUUCUACUACUAGUAGUACCAGUACCAGCUUGAUAUCUUCAGUCUGAUGAGUUCAAUUCUAGUGUCUUUGUGUUUUAUUUUUUAUUUCUUGUACCGAGUUAUGGUCAUGUUAAAUUCCUUCUGUUUCUUUUUCUCAGUUUAAUGUUGUACUAUUUGUUGGGAUCUUAGUAAUGUAAUUUUAAAUAUAU